Molecule: messenger RNA, 1322 nt
Organism: Camellia sinensis
Lineage: Eukaryota; Viridiplantae; Streptophyta; Magnoliopsida; Ericales; Theaceae
Product: B-box zinc finger protein 20
Biological process (GO): regulation of DNA-templated transcription; photomorphogenesis
Cellular component (GO): nucleus
Molecular function (GO): zinc ion binding
Source: RefSeq, a predicted model, not a curated record
AAGCUCGCAACCCUCUCUCCCUCUCAUCCCUACCCAUUUGCCCAUAUACUUUCGUCUUCUUUCCCAUUAAAAUUCUCUUUACAUCUCUCUCUCUCUCUCUCUCUCAAUAGUCAACACAACGAUACAGAACAGAUCAGAGAGAGAGAAUGAAGAUCAAGUGCGAUGUUUGUGAGAGAGAAGAGGCGACUGUGUUUUGCUCCGCCGAUGAAGCCGCCCUGUGCGACGGUUGUGACCGAAGAGUCCACCACGCAAACAAGGUGGCCACCAAACACAUCCGAUUCUCUCUCCUCCACCCUUCUUUCAAAGAAUCCCCUCGCUGUGAUAUCUGCCAGGAGAGACGUGCCUUUCUGUUCUGCCAAGAAGAUAGAGCGAUUCUAUGUAGAGAAUGUGACAUUCCAAUCCACAAAGCAAACGAGCACACCCAGAAACACAACAGGUUUCUUCUCACCGGUGUUCGAAUCUCACCUCCUCCUUCUUCUUCUCCUUAUUCAUACCAAGCUUCAUUGUCCUCCAAAAGCAGUGGUGACGACAUUGUUGCCAAUGACUCCGAGAUCAAAUACUCGGUUUCUAAUAAAUCUUUCUACACUGAUAAUGCAUUGCCUUCAACAUCAAUACCCAGUAGAGUUGAUGAAGAUCGGUGUAUGAAUAGUAGCCAAGAACGAUCGGUGUCAACAAGUAGCAUAUCGGAGUACUUGAUGGAGACAUUACCAGGAUGGCGCGUCGAUGACUUCCUUGAUCCUUCAUGUUUUCCCCAUGGUUUCUGCGAGAAUUAUGAUAAUGAGUUGAGGCUUUGGGAUCAUGGUUUUGAAAGCAAUCUGUAUCCUUUAUCAGGAGAUUCUGAUAGUAGGCCACUUCAAUCUCCACCUCAAUCUUCUCAUACUCCUCAAUGUCUACCCCAAACUAAUGUGAUCAAUUCACUACUAAAGAAGUCUGAUGAAUCACAAAAUGUGAUGAAAGUUGGCAUGAAGAAAUGGAGUGAAGAUGGUUUUACAGUUCCUCAGAUCAGCCCUUCUUUCAAGAAAUCGAGACAUUUUUGGUAGAAGAAUAUCUGGUCUUCUAUUUGAACAUAAACUAAUCACAUACGAGAGGGACUUAUAAAAAGUUGAAGCCCGUCUUAUGAAAAGGUUUGUCAUGAUCGGUUUAUGUGAUUUUAAACUUUUUCAAGAAAUAUAUUGCAAGAUCGAACGCUAUAUGUAUUAAUUAAUGUACUAAUUAGUAUAUUAAUAGAUGAUGUGAUAUAAUUUUAAAGAUUUUUUAUAUUUGUAAUUUGUAUAAUAAGUGAGAUCAGUAAUAAUGGUAUAAUACUAGUUGGUUCGCUAAUA